AUGGCUAAUGAUAUAACAGAUUUAGUUCCUUCUAAGAAUGAUAGUUUUACUUUUAAUAUAGGAUAUAAACAUAUAGAAUCUGGAAAAGGAAAAGCAGAUGAAUUAAGAAAUCUAGUUUAAAAUUCAAUGAAUGGAAUUAUUAGUUUUAAUUCAACUGGAUAUAAAUAUUUUAUUACAGAAUAACCAAGACCAUAUGAAGUUGUAAUAUUUUUUACUGCUCCAAAUUGUAAUUUUUGUGAUUAAUUAAUUAGCGAAUAUGUAAAUGCCGCAUAAAUUUAUUACGAAAAUAAUGCCCACUAUCCUUACUAAGAAGAUAAUAAAAAAUUAAGAGCUGUUUUUUUCGGAAUCAUGUCUUUCCAAGAAUCCGUAAAGGAUGUUUUUAUUGAUCUUGAAUUUAAAUCUGUUCCAAAUAUACUUGUUUCGAUACCAAAGCAUGCGGUUUAUUCUGAAGAAGAAAAAGGUAAUUUUUUGAAAAUAUAUAAAUGGCAAAUUAGUGGAUCAGAUGGUCAUGUAACUAUGCAUAAACUUUUAGAAUACAUAAAUAAUCGUACAGGAAGAAAUGUUGAAUAUAAAGUCACUAAUAUUAAUAUUAUUAUAGGAUUAACUAUUUUUGUUUGUUUAAUGAUUUUAACUAUUAUUGUAUUUAAAACAUUCAAAAGCUUCUUUUUAAAUACAAAAAUGUGGUUUAUUGUAUCUUGUGUAAUUUAUUUUUUCUGUAUUGCAGGAUUUAUAUAUAAUAUAAUUCAUAAUGUUCCAUUAACUUAAAUUGAUUAAAAAGGAUAAUUUUAAUGGAUAAUGGAUAAUUAAAGAAUGUAAUUAGGUGCAGAAGGAUUUGUAGCUUCAGGAUCAAUUUUAUUCGCAGCAUUGACAAUAAUUUUUUGGCACUAUAUUUCGAAGCUAAAUUUUGAUACUAAUACUGUUAAAAUGUGUUAUAUUUCAGUUUUUGGAUUAACUUUUUUAUUGGUUCUUGUUGUUGAAGAUAUUUAUAAAAAAAAAGGAUGCCAAUUAACACAUAAAAUAUUACAUAUGUAUAGUGAAGGCCCAAAUAACGCUAGAAUUUCAAUAGCUAUAACUCGCUAAUUAAAUUAAUUAAAAUAAAAAUCUCCAGAUGGAAUACAUAUAAUAAUAAAUGAUACUGAUAUAUUUGAUAUAUAAGCAGAUGUUAAAGGACCAGUUGGAACUCCUUAUGAAAAUGGAACUUUUAGAUGUAAAUUAAUUUUACCUUAAGAUUUUCCUUUAAGUUCUCCAAAAGGAUUUUUCCAUACAAAAAUUUUCCAUCCAAAUAUAUCUGAUAAAGGUGAAAUAUGUGUAAAUACAUUAAAAAAAGACUGGAAUCCUCAAAACUGGUCUUUCUAUAAUAUAUUUGAAGUAAUUAAAUGUUUAUUGGUAAUUCCUUUUCCCGAAAGUGCUUUAAAUGAGGAAGCUGCGAAAUAAUUUAUGGAAAACUAUGAUGAAUAUUUUAAAUAUGCAAAACUAAUGACUUAGUUAUAUGGGAAGCCGAGAUUAAAUAAUGAAGAUAACUAUGAAUAAAAUAAUAAAAAUGAAUAAAAAUAAAAGCAAAAUAUAAAAAAUUAUAGUUAAGAAGAUAAAUAAAAUAAUGAAAGAAGGAAAUGGUUAAAUAGGAUUUGA
This is a messenger RNA of Ichthyophthirius multifiliis, 1629 nucleotides long. RefSeq names its product ubiquitin-conjugating enzyme family protein, putative. The record is from RefSeq and is a predicted model, not a curated record. NCBI's taxonomy places the organism in Eukaryota, Ciliophora, Oligohymenophorea, Hymenostomatida. Gene Ontology annotation, cellular component: oligosaccharyltransferase complex. The transcript is spliced from 15 exons.